GGAUCCAUUAUUCUAUUCUCUCCUUUCAUCUCUCCCUGUAAAUCUUCUUUUAUCUUCAUCCAAACAAACCCUAGCUAUGUCUGAGAAUCAUCUCUUUGACCCGACAAACGAAUUCAACAUGAAUGGAGUGGACCAAGAAAAAGAUAAUAAGGUGGCUGAUGAAAAGUCCAUGGCCGAGGAGUACCAAACGCCGAAGUCGGCGAAACACAAAAUCCCGAUCAUCGCAGAUUGCCCUCCGGCGCCGGAGAAACCUAGAGAGGGGCAGCCGGUCAACGGCGAACCGCUACCGCCGGGGCUUGAGUUCUUAGAGUCAGAUGGUCUUGAAGCGGUGGAGGUUUUCCUCAAGUCAUGCAUGAAGAAUCCUGGAAAGUUUGCUUCCAGGAAGAGACUUUUCGAUGCUUCUUCCUGAAUCAGAUGGAAAAGGUUUAUGGAGCAUAAACCUUCAUUGAUAUGGAUUAUCUAAUUUCCUUAGCUUCUCUGAUUCCAUGCAAUGUGUUGAAUUAUUAUUAAUAAGCUAGAUCAGACUCACUAGUGGACUAGGUCUAGAAAUUAAAAUAGGUUCAUGGUGUUGUUGUAUAACUAAUACCAUUUGUCAACUUUUAGGUUUUAUUUAAAUUAGAACCAUGUUCUUGUUGUAACCUAAAUCAGCUUGAAUACAUUCAUAAUUAU
Molecule: messenger RNA, 669 nt
Organism: Cuscuta epithymum
Lineage: Eukaryota; Viridiplantae; Streptophyta; Magnoliopsida; Solanales; Convolvulaceae
Source: the annotation of a GenBank genome assembly